AGAUUUAACAAAGGAAUGUUUCUGCACAUAGUUAAAAAUAAUUAUUGGACUUGCUUUAAGUGCAAAAAGAAGGAUAAUCCCAGGUUUGGAUGGGAUGGAUUGGAGCAACCUGGUUGUGGACAUGGCAGGGGGGUGGAACUGGAUGAUCUUUAAGGUCCAGUUCAACCCAAACUAUUCUGGGAUUCAGAUGGAUGUGUUUUCUUCAUGAAAUGCAGUGAUUAACUUCUGCUUUUCUUCCAGGAGGACUCUGCUCCUGUCAGCACAGCUCUGUUUCACUGCUCCCUGAACAGCUGAAGCCAGCCUAGAGAGGGACUUCACUCACCUUUUAAUGAACGCUAAAAAACAGCACUGCCACGGCCUCCUACCCAGCAGAGCUGCUCCCCAGAGCCAGAGGGAUGGUGGUAGUCACGGGGCAGAACAAAGUGAGUGCCACCCCGGAUGAUGCCAUGUCGAGCUCGGAUGCAGAGGAUGAUUUCCAAGAGCCGGCCACUCCCACCGCCACCCAGGCAGGACAGGCGCUACCUCUGCUGCCUCAGCAGUUCCCAGAAGUUGUCCCACUGAACGUGGGGGGGAUGUUUUUCACCACCAGACUGUCCACGCUGCGCAGGUACGAGGACACCAUGCUGGCAGCCAUGUUCAGUGGCAGGCACUACAUCCCCACAGAUGCUGAGGGCAGGUACUUCAUCGACAGGGAUGGCACCUACUUUGGAGACAUUCUAAACUUCCUACGAUCUGGUGACCUGCCCCCCCGAGAGCGAGUGAGGUCAGUGUACAAGGAAGCUCAGUAUUAUUCCAUAGGACCCUUGCUAGACAAUCUAGAGGAUAUCCAGCCUCUUAAAGGAGAAAAAGUUAGACAAGCUUUCCUGGGCCUAAUGCCAUAUUACAAAGACCACUUGGAGAGGAUCAUCGAGAUAGCCAAGCUGCGAGCCAUGCAGAGGAAGGCCAGGUUUGCCAAGCUGAAGGUGUGUGUGUUCAAGGAGGAGAUGCCCAUCACUCCCUACGAGUGCCCUCACUUCAACUCGCUGCGUUUUGAGCGCAGCGAGAGCGACACCAAACUCUUUGAGCACCACUGCGAGGUGGACGUGUCCUUCGGGCCCUGGGAGGCCGUGGCUGAUGUCUACGACCUCCUGCACUGCAUUGUCACCGACCUGUCUGCACGGGGCAUCACCGUGGACCACCAGUGCAUCGGCGUGUGUGACAAGCACCUCAUCAACCACUACUACUGCAAGCGCCCCAUCUACGAGUUCAAGAUCACCUGGUGGUGAGCUGGGGCUCUCACAGGGCCGAGAGGACUCCAGAGGACAAAUGUCCUUCCAGGAUUGCCUGGUGGUGAGUGUGAAAGGACUCCUAGAGGACAAAUGUCCUUUCAAGAUCGUCUGGUGGUGAGUUGUGGCAGAGAAAAGAGGUGAAAAGACUUCUAGAGGACAAAUGUUCUUUGAGAGAUCAUCUGCUGGUGAGUUGUGGCACAGCAAGGGGUGAAAGAACUUCUAGAGGAUAAAUGUUAUUUCAAGAUCAUCUGCUGGUGAGUGUGAAAGGAAUCCUAGAGAAC
Molecule: messenger RNA, 1549 nt
Organism: Sturnus vulgaris (Common starling)
Lineage: Eukaryota; Metazoa; Chordata; Aves; Passeriformes; Sturnidae
Gene: KCTD7
Product: potassium channel tetramerization domain containing 7
Biological process (GO): membrane hyperpolarization; protein homooligomerization; positive regulation of transporter activity
Cellular component (GO): plasma membrane
Molecular function (GO): protein binding
Source: RefSeq, a predicted model, not a curated record